Boleophthalmus pectinirostris (great blue-spotted mudskipper) is the source of this 4320-nucleotide messenger RNA. It is a transcript of the gene asmt2, whose product is annotated as acetylserotonin O-methyltransferase 2. NCBI's taxonomy places the organism in Eukaryota, Metazoa, Chordata, Actinopteri, Gobiiformes, Gobiidae. Gene Ontology annotation, molecular function: O-methyltransferase activity. The record is from RefSeq and is a predicted model, not a curated record. The transcript has 9 exons. Bases 650 to 1693 code for a protein of 347 amino acids.
GCCUUUUAAUCCUCAAACGCGUCAUCUUCUGUCCGACUGAUACACCCGACCCUGCACUAUAUACUUGUUCUCUGUGUGAUUCGUGCGUGAGCUGCUGGUGAGUGAGUCUGUUCUGUGCUUUUAUCGCGUCCGAGGUGCUUCAUGUGAAACUUUUUAGAGCGCGUACUUGUACAGAUCCUACGCCACUUUCUGUAGACUACUGUGAUAAAAAACAUCGGCUCUACACACUGACAGGUUUCGAUAAUUCUCAUUAGACGCAGUAGUGGAGGACGCUGCGCUUGUUGUAGUCCGUUUUCUGGGACUUGUAGUUUUUUAUCGAACUGCGGAUUCACCAAAAGCAGCGAAUUCUCCUCCUCCUCUUCACUGCUCCCUGCUCAUCCUUGAUCCUGAAUAUUGACCUUUUGAUUUAGCUCUCAGAGGAACAGGAACAGGAAGCAGAAGAAAUGAGGUAUUUUUGCCCAAUUUCCAAGCACCGAGAGCUCCCCCGCUGACAACCCCCGACAUUUUGGAUAUUUAUACCCCAAAAACGAGCUCAAACUGCGGAUUUUGGACAACCAAGACACUCCUCUCUUCCACGGUUUGCACGGAGCUGGCACAUAUCAAAAGAGUUUGUAAAUUCCUAGAGCGCACCACCGUCGGCAGUAGCAGCAUGGCAGAACACCUUUCCCAAAGUGAACUGGACUACCCCUUUAAACUUCUGGAAUAUUUCAACGGAUUCAGGAUUUCUAAGAUCAUCUUCUCUGCGUGUGAGCUGGGAGUGUUUGACCUCCUGUUGACCUCUGACCCCCUGAGCGCGGCUCAGGUCGCGGCCAAACUGAACCUGAGCUCAGACGGAGCAGAGAGACUCCUGGACGCUCUGGUCGGAAUCGAGAUCCUGGAGGUGGACACGAGCCAGGAGACAGCCCUCUACAGCAGCACUGAUGUGUCGAACCUGUAUCUGACCAAAAACAGCCCCAGGUCUCUGCACGACAUGGUCCUGUACCAGUCCCAGACCAUCUACCCUCUGUGGAACAACUUGGCCGACGCUGUCCGGGAAGGAAAGAACCAAAAUGAGAAAACCUUUGGGCUUCCAGCAGAUCAGGUCUUUGAAACCAUCUACAGAUCGGAGGAGGACAUGCUGAAGUUCAUGGGUCUGAUGAAAUCUUCUUGGAUUCUCGAUGGACCUGACAUCGUCACGGCGUUCGACCUCUCGCCCUUUAAAACCAUCGUCGACCUUGGAGGAUGCAGUGGGGCCCUGGCUCGUGAGCUGAGCAGACAGUACCCCUCGUGUACUGUGACGGUGUACGACCUGCCGUCCGUCACUGAAGCUGCACAGAAGCAUUUCACCCAAGAAGACGACGACAUCACAUUUCAGAAGGGAGAUUUCUUCACUGAUGCCCUCCCUUCGGCUGAUCUUUUUGUUUUGGCUCGAAUCAUUCACGACUGGCCCGAGGAGAAGUGUGUCUCUCUGUUACGAAGGAUCCACAGCGUUUGUAAACCAGGAGGGGGCGUUCUUCUGGUGGAGGCCCUCCUGUUUGAGAACCACAGGGGUCCCAUCACAGCUCAGGUCUUCUCCCUGAACAUGCUGGUCCAGACCGAAGGCAGAGAGAGACGCCCCUCCGAGUACACCGCCAUUUUGAAUAAGACCGGUUUCCACGACGUCCAGGUGAGCCGAACGGGGAAGUGCUACGACGCCAUCCUCGCCAUCAGAUAACAAAACAAAACAAAAAUAAAACUACUUGGGCACAUGGAUUUAAGAUUAUGUGAACAAGUCAUUAUGUGAAAAAGACUUAUAGGAGACAGAGAAUUAAUGAAUAACUGUUAGGAAUGAUUCAAGGCUAUAACUACUUCAGAGGUUAGGAUAAGAGUAUUAAAUAAAGGUGCUCUAACUGAUUUUUACCGUGUUAAAAAAAUGAAAAACAAAAAAGUUAAUUUUAAAUGGUUUGCAGUGGUCCAAAGUUCUUCCUCACUUAUCUUAUGCAUUCAGAGCAUCCGAAUUACUCACCAUGAUGAGUUUAUAAGAGCUUUACACAACUCACAGAAACCAGAGCGGAGUUUAGACAUAGACAAUCUUUAUUGAUCCACAAGGGAAAUGACUUGGACACAGCAGCUCACACAUCCUUAUAAUACAAUAACAAAAUGUAAAAAAAUAAAGGUAAUAAAACUUCUAAAUAAGAACGAAAAACAGUAAUUAAUAUAGUUCCAUUUUAGUGUCAAACAAAAAACAGAUUUUGACCUCUAUUUCCAAUAUUUAAAUUAAAGUUAAUUUCAAAUAACACCAAUCAAAAAACAGUCAUUGUGCCCAUUUCAAUUUUGAGAUUUUAUUCUCUGGUUUAUAUGUUGCUUUGCUGCUUAGUGCUGCGUGUGUGAAUUCAGUUUAUCGCUGCUUCCUAUUUCUCCAUAUCGAUUUCAACAACGACUUUCUAAGAAGCGAAAGUAAACGCAUCGCUAUAAAAGAAGGUAAGACCGUCUUGCAGCAUAAAAUAUUGGAAAUAGAGGUUGAAAUCUGUUUUUUGUUUGACAAUAAAAGGAAUAAUGAAAUAAACUGUUUUCCCAUUUUAUUGUUUUUUGUUCUUAAUUGAAAUUGAAAAGAACAAAUGGUACAUGGACCAGACAGGAGUCAAAUAAAACAUAAUUUUGUAAAUGUAUAUGCACAAGUAAAGUAAAAAAACAGAAAUAUCGUGAUAUAAAUACACUAUGUCACAGUUAUAUACAAGAGGUCAUAAGGAAAACAGUACAAAGCUGUUCUGAUGAUUGACAGAAACAUGGGCUUGGUUGAACUGUAAUGUUAAAGCUAACAACAACUAGCAUGCAACAACCAACACACUUUUGCCACCAGCUCCACUUUAGCACAAAUAUAAAUAAGAAACAAAAAUUGCUGUAAUGUAAUUUCUGUCAGCAGUGAAAUACUGAGUGAAAAUGACUUCUACAUAAAACUACAUGUAAACUAACUGUAAAAUAAUGUACAGUAUAAUAGUGAACAGAUGAUCAAAUUAUGACUUGUAUUAUUACUUACUUAAAGGUGUACUAUGUAACUUUUUGGUUGGGGGUCCAUCACCUGCCUGGAAUUAUAUGACAUUAAACAGCUCUACUUUACAUUUAUUCAGUUACAGGUGGUUUUAUAGCUCAAAAAUACCUAAAAAAAAAAAGUGAGCGGGGUCACCUCUCCACAGAUCUGACUUGUAACUUGGUCUGGUUUGUUCUCCAUCAAGAUAGAAAGGUUUAAUGCCGUACUGUGAAACAUUCCAGACAAAGCCAAACCAUCUUCAUGGAGAAUUAUACAGUUUAGGGGUUACUCAAGAAUCACUGUCCUAAAAUGUGUAAAAAUCCAUAAAUGUAAAAUGUCUCCACUUCUGUUGGGUUUUUCCUCUGCUGACUCCUGUCUGAUCCUCUGUGUUUUUAAAGAAGGACUGUUUCCUUUAUCCAUUAACUUGAUAACCAAUUCCUGAGCCAUCACUGAUCGAUAAUGGGCAUUAUGCUAUUACUAAUGUAUUAUGCACUUCAUAUUCACUGUACAUGUUGUGUGGAGAUGAUUUCACGUUGUCUUACCUUUUAUAAUUACAAUAGCCAGUACAUGUAUCCAGGAAAUGUAUUGAUUUCUUAAUAUUAACAGAUAAGGGUCAAAAAAUACUAUUUGAUCAACUAUGCAGUUUGUUUUGUUUAUUAUUUGUUAACUGUGUUUGGUCACAUCAUCUCAUUUGAUAACUGCUUUGGUCGCUAUUGUUAGGGAAAAUAAGGUGCCUGUAACGUGUCCUAGAGUUGUACAGAGAGGCUGAAGACUCUGGAUGUCGAGGCAGGAGAAGUUUAUUUACUAACAGUGUAGGCUUCUACACAAGAAAGUUUAAAUAGGAGCUAAGGACAGGCUCGAGACGUGCUGGCUGAGAUAAAUUGAGAAGAGCAUAGCACAUCACUGCUGUGAGACUAGUUAACCAAGAACCUGAUAACGUAAAGAAGGACAAGCUCUGUAAUAGUUGGAUGACGCCAGAGCUAACAGAGAAAUGUCAACAAUGAACUGGAUGGGUACUUGCUAAGACUAUGCAGGGGAUGCAACAUUCCUCAACAGUUAUGAUGUAAUAUGUACUGUGCAUAGUGUGUUUUAAUCUUUUCCUAUCACUGUUUAACAUAACUACUCUCAAAUGUGUCAAUGAUACAUAAAAUGUGUGAAAAUAACGUGUUUUGAAUUGGUUUUAUUCAUUUUAUUACUAUUUUUAUUAUUUAAAACAUGUUUUUUGUUCCAAGAGGUGUGUAGAAUCCCUCAGUCGUCCAGCUAGAAUCCAUGACAAAGUUGAAAUUGAAUUUGUCAAUUUUCCAACCUAAAUAAACAUUUGUCCAGUUGACAAA